This is a messenger RNA of Haemonchus placei, 669 nucleotides long. Lineage: Eukaryota; Metazoa; Nematoda; Chromadorea; Rhabditida; Trichostrongylidae. The record is from the annotation of a GenBank genome assembly.
AUGUCAAUACAACAAGUAUUUAUUAUAAGUAGAGCAGGAAGUCUAAUUUACGAUUGGGAAGCCAAAACAGAAAUUGUGGAAGUAGAGCGAAUCUGUGAGUAUCCACUUGAUAUUAUUUUGGAAGAAGUAGAUCAAAAAGCAGUGGUAGUUUUUGGAGAGAAAGAUGGAGUUAAACUGAGAUAUUACGUCACAGGAGUGAAUGGAUCAAAAGUUUCGGGUACCAAGUUUUACGUUGAUGAUACAGAGCAUAAUAUUUUCAAGUACUUGGAGGAUGAAUCCAAUUUCCCGGUUAGCAUUCGGUUCUCACCUCCAUCAGUUUCUACAAAUGAAAAAAUUAUACUUUCUUCUAUGUUCCAUUCAUUGUAUACGAUUGCUGUGCAGUUAAGUCCAGCGGCUAGAAGCUCUGGAAUUGAGGUUAUGGAAACGACACAAUUUCGGCUGUCGUGUUUACAAAGCAGAACAGGAGUAAAAUUCGUUGUGGUAACGUCGCCCACAGCAGCUAUUCCCAUUGAAUCUCUCCUUAACAAGCUCUAUGAACUUUAUGCUGAUUACGCCUUGAAAAACCCCUUUUAUGCUAUUGAUAUGCCUAUCAGGUGUUCGAAGUUCGAAGAAGCUCUUAAAUCGCUUUUGGAACGUUUAGAUAAGAACUCAACAUCGGUCAUGAUCUAG